GCAAAUUCUCAUCACGAAGUUACAUUCAAGAUGAGAGCGAAGUGGAGAAAGAAGCGCGUUCGCCGCCUCAAGCGCAAGAGAAGAAAGAUGAGGGCGCGGUCCAAAUAAACGCCCAACGCCACUCGACCUCAACCAGUCCCCGACAUCAAAUUGGUCACCCAGUGGGUUGAGCAUUGCGACUGCGCCGACGGUCGCAUCGAAGCUCGCCACUGUCUGACGCCGUCCGUCGCCAUGCGACUCAAGAAGUCUCGGCAUCACGAGCGCUUUCAACAACGAUGUCUUCUUUUCACGGCAAGGCACCUCGUCAAUUUGCUGGGCCGCAAGGCACGGGACGGUUCGGUGGCAUCAUGAGUUAUGGAAACGAUUGGUUGCCCGUCAAUGAAGGUUGAGCUGGAAACAGGCGUUUACCGGGACUCGGGCAAGCUGUGCCUCGAUAGGAAUGCGAAUCCUGAAUCAUGAUUUGCAGGAAUUGAUGAUGCUUGGCUUCGAGUUCAUUGUGCAGAUUGUGCUCCGACCAUUUGUCAAUGUGUGAUUUGUGUGCCACAGGCGCUACAUGCUCCAAUGUAUGCUUGGGGGGUCGGUAGUUUGUGUCUAUGGCUCUACGGAGUAUUAAUUUUGGGUUUAGAACUUGAUGUCAUCAAACGUAGGUCUAGGUUACG
Thermothelomyces thermophilus ATCC 42464 is the source of this 659-nucleotide messenger RNA. RefSeq lists its product as uncharacterized. Lineage: Eukaryota; Fungi; Ascomycota; Sordariomycetes; Sordariales; Chaetomiaceae. The transcript has 3 exons. The annotation marks the transcript as partial. The record is from RefSeq and is a predicted model, not a curated record.